Molecule: messenger RNA, 2124 nt
Organism: Schizophyllum commune H4-8
Lineage: Eukaryota; Fungi; Basidiomycota; Agaricomycetes; Agaricales; Schizophyllaceae
Exons: 4
Coding region: 1-2124 (707 amino acids)
Biological process (GO): calcium ion transmembrane transport; intracellular calcium ion homeostasis
Cellular component (GO): membrane
Molecular function (GO): calcium ion binding; calcium channel activity
Source: RefSeq, a predicted model, not a curated record
AUGGCGUACUCCGUCAAGGAGCGCGACUUCGCCCCAGACACCCCCUCCGGCGCCCGCGCCGUCGACAACCACUACGAGGAGCGCUCGCCCGCUCCCCUCUCCGACACGGACAGCGACGACACCGCGACCAACUCGUCCGACGAGUUCGACUGGUCAGAGGAGGACGAGGAGAAGGAGACCGUUGUCACCACCGGCAACGAUGGCCAGGUGCGGCGCAUACGUGCGCGACGUGGUCGCGCGAUCUACCUCGCCUACAUGCGCCUUUCCCGUCCCUUCCGCGUAUUCAUCGUCGCCCUGCUCGGUGCCGGCAUCCUCAUCACGCCCCUCCUCGUCUUCCAACUGCGCUUCAAGAACAGCCCUGCAACGAACCAGGUGCAUGCGUGGAGUCUGUGGUUCGCGAUUACUUGGGCAGCCGGCUGCGCCACCUACAUUGUUGUCGACGCCGCCCCCCACGUCGUCGUCGCGGUCACGAACAUGCUAGGCGGCAAGGUCGAGCGGUUGAAGAUGAAGCUCGAGCUCACACUCGCUAUUUCCCCCUGGCUUAAGCUCCUGCUCGACGUCUCCUGGAUGUGGAUCGCGCUCUCGGUAAUCCGCGCCGUACACCACCCGCAGGGCAACUACUGGUACAUCGUCAAUCGUGUCAUGCAGGCCCUCUUCUCGGCGGCAAUAAUUAUGCUGGCCGAGAAGACGUUCCUCAACUUCGUAGCCAUCAACUUCCACGAGAAGGCCUUGGCUGAUCGCCUGGCGGAGAACCGGCUCGGCCUCAAGGCGCUCGACCGCCUCUCGAAUGCGACCCCGCUCCGGACAAAGAGCCCGCAGGGCAAGCAGAACGGUCACAAGCCGCAGCGCAGCAGCGUCGAUGGCAUGCCCUCGAAUGUCGGUCAUGGCGAGAAGCCGCCGAAGAAGCAGAGCAAGCGCCAGGCGAGGAAGAACCGCAAGGCCAUGACGAGUGUCAUCGUUGAUCAAGUCGGCUCUGCCAUCGGUCAGGUUGCGCUGAAGAACAGCAAGCUGCAUCGCGAGGCCGGCAUGAACAACCUGCACUCCGCGCGCAAGCUUGCCAAGAAGCUCUUCCGGGCACUCGCCGCCGACGGCUACGCGGACGACAUCGGUGCCAACGGGCAGCGCGUUGAGGGCGGCGAGGUCGCGCAACUCCUCACUGUCGAGGACUUCUACCCGUAUUUCCGCACCACCGCGGACGCGCACGCGGCGUUCGCCCUCUUCGACCGCGACGGGAAUGGCGAUAUCAGCAAAAAGGAGAUGCGCGAGGCCGUGCAGCGCAUCUACAAGGAGCGCAAGGCGCUGAAUGCGAGCUUGAAGGAUGUGGGCUCGGCGGUGGCGAAGUUGGACGCAGUGUGCAUUUGUGUGGCACUGGUGUUCAUCAUCUUCAUCUGCCUGCUCAUCUUCAACCGGAGCAACACUGUCGCGUCCCUCGUGCCACUCGCCACCAUCAUCCUCGGUUUCUCCUUCGUGUUCGGUAACUCGGCGCAGACGCUGUUCGAGUCGCUCAUCUUCAUCUUCGCCACUCACGUCUUCGACGUCGGUGACCUUGUGAUGAUUGACGAUCAGCCCCUCGUCGUCCGCGAAUUCGGCCUCUUCUCAACAGUCUUCCGCCGAGUCGAUGGCCAAGAAAUCAUCGCGCCCAAUAAACUCCUCGCCACCGCCAAAACCAUCCACAACAUCCGCCGCUCCAACUCCCUCUGGGAAACGACCACGCUCAUGGUCGCCUACACCACGCCCAUGGAGUCCGUCGAGAUCCUCAAGCAGCGCAUCCGCGCCUACAUGGCCGCGAACUCGCGCGAGUGGAACGGCUCGGACGUCUACAUCGACAAGAUGGAGUACCAGAACGCGAUCCACCUCACCAUCGCCGUCGAGCACCGCGCGAACUGGCAGGACUGGGGCGGGCGCUGGACGCGGCGCACGGCGUUCAUGCGGCACCUCAAGGGCAUACUCGAGGAGCUCGAUAUCCGGUACACGAUGCCGGUGCAGCCGGUGUCGCUGCCAAGGACGCCGUAUGGGUCGGGCCCGGUGCAGGGGCAGUGGAGCCCGAGCCGGGAGGACCUGGGGAAUGCGGGGAGCUUUAGGGCGGGGUUGUCGGGGAUGACGGCGCCGGGAAGGUCGUUGUAA